Messenger RNA from Dermacentor andersoni, 1772 nucleotides. RefSeq names its product BSD domain-containing protein 1-like. Lineage: Eukaryota; Metazoa; Arthropoda; Arachnida; Ixodida; Ixodidae. Gene Ontology annotation, cellular component: cytoplasm. The record is from RefSeq and is a predicted model, not a curated record.
GCGUUCUCUGUCGCUGUCAUCGCAAAGAUGUAAAGAUGGCUGAGGGCACGAAUCCCGACGAAGGAACGCCGUGGUGGAAUACUUGGUUACAGACAGCGAAAGACAAGUCAUCAACAGCGUACGAGUUCUUCAAGCGAGACCUGACAGAGUUCUCGAGCACAGUCCAGCAAGACACAGCGCAGGCAGUCUCGUCGACAGCAGCCUUUGUGCGAGACAAGCUCAAGUUGGAUGGGGAGAACUCGGUGACAACCAAGGCAAAGGAGGGCCUGACCAGCCUGAUCGGGAGCAUCAGCGAGGCCCUGUCGCCCACCUGGGACCCUGCCGAUGACGAGCUGUCCAUCAUCCACGACAAUGAGGUGCAUCCUGUCGAUCGCUGGCAGGCGUGCCUACACUCCAUCCUGGUGGACCGCAACACCUACUGUCACGAGCCGGACUCGCCACCAGAGGUGUACGAGAGCUGGCUGGAGACCUUCCACAUGAGCGACCACAAGGAUGAGAUAGCGGAUAUUCUGCUCAACUAUAGCGAAGUGCAGCGGCUCUACGACGAGCUGGUGCCAGGGGCAGUGUCGCAUGAGGAGUUCUGGCAGCGCUACUUCUUCCGUGCAUUCCAGCUCUGGCAGGCCGAAGAAGAGCUGGUCAACAGUGUCCAGGAGUCCAGCGAACGUCUCUCCAUCAGCGGGGUGGAUUCUGAUCACCUGAUGGAAACCCUGACGGGACCUGGCAGCCGGUUCCUGGGCUCUCGGCCCAUGGUGGUGCCCCCCAACACACCCAACGCACCAUCGGCCGAGCAGAGUGGUUCCAACUCGCCCCAGCCUGCAAAGGCGGCCCCAUCCCCUGCAGGCGACGCUGGCUGCGACGUCAUGGGAACGUUGACCCCGGAGGAGGAGGGGGAAGAUGUAGACGACGAAAGGACAUUGCCCAGCUGUUCCUUGAAGCAAGCGCUUGAAGCCAGUGCCCUGGAACCACAUCCUCUCCCGGCUCCCGAGGUUCUGGCAGCCAGACUUUCAUCACAAGUCGAGACGACAGCAGAGGCUGACAGCUUGCCCGGGCAAGAAACUGCUGCAGUUGUAAGCACCAGUGAGUCUGGAUCAGUGGCCCCAGCUGUCGGAGCGAAAGAACAAGAUGGCAAUGGGGUUCCAACAACUGCAGAAGCUGCAAAACCGGCAGCGUCGCCGGCGGUACCAGCUGAAGCAAAAGCAAUGGCACCUGGUCCUGGUCCUGGUUCUGAGUCCUCGAGUGGGAAAGACCUUAGCGACUGGGAGGAGUUUGAGCUUGAGUUGGCGGACACGGACGUUCCCACCACCGCUUCCAUUGCAAAACCGGCAUCCCACUCUGCGUCUGAGGCUGAUGAUGACUGGGAGAAGUGGGAAUGACUGAGAGUGCAUUGUGUCCAUACCAAGACUCGGAAGACAAGAUGCGAAUACCCAGGGAUGUACACAUACACAUGUCUACAUGAGGGGCUUGGUUAUUUAAAGCAAAGCUGACGAAGAGUGCUAGGAGAACGGGCUGUUGCAAGAGUGGAUGGGAGGGCAGAAAAAAAAAAUUGUACCAUAUCUUCAUUGCCUGUGUGCCAGCCAGUAUUGUUUACUAGUGGCAUGGCGUUUUUCUUCUCAUUUUCUUUUAUCAGUAUAAAAGGAAGGAAGAGGGGGUGAGGGGUAUAGGGCGUGAUUUGUGUAUUUUUUUUAUUGCUCUGUGCCUCCCGUAACUGGAGUGGGAGGGAGUAAAAAAAAAUCUUUGGAAAUGUUUAAAUAAAGUUUAACUUCGAGAUAUGA